Molecule: messenger RNA, 2951 nt
Organism: Gymnodraco acuticeps
Lineage: Eukaryota; Metazoa; Chordata; Actinopteri; Perciformes; Bathydraconidae
Gene: mier1b
Product: mesoderm induction early response 1b, transcriptional regulator
Exons: 13
Coding region: 121-1680 (519 amino acids)
Biological process (GO): negative regulation of transcription by RNA polymerase II
Cellular component (GO): nucleoplasm
Molecular function (GO): transcription corepressor activity; histone deacetylase binding
Source: RefSeq, a predicted model, not a curated record
ACAUCAUGUCCCUGCAUCAUCCGCGUUUAGGAGCAUUCUGGUGUUAAUACUGCAGGUGGGCGGGGCUCUACAUCCGGGGACCGCCGCUAACCCCUGACGUGACCCUGCAGGAUUGCAAACAUGGCGGAGCCCUCCCUCGGGAAUUCGAGCCCAGGAGGCUCAGCAGUCGCCGCUGACCAUGAUUUCGACCCAUCAGCAGACAUGCUCGUCCAUGACUUUGAUGAUGAACGCACCCUGGAGGAAGAAGAAUCGAUGGAGACGUCAGAUGAGACCAACACCAACGAGAUCGAGGAUCUUGCACGCGAAGGAGACAUGCCCAUUGAUCAGCUGCUGAGUCUCUAUGGUUAUGGGGGCGGCUCGCCCGCAGAUGAAGAAGAUGAUGAUGACGAAGACGAAGAGCUUGAGGAGGAAGAUGACGAUGACGAAGAGGAUGAGGAAGAAGACCUAGACAACGAUGAAAGCAGUAGAAGCACCGGCGAGUUAAAAAGAAAUGAAGGUGAUGGAGGUAAGAUGUCAUCGGGACAGGGGGAUGAGUCCCAGAUAACAUCUGAAGUCCGCACGCGACCAGUCAGGACGCUGGGCACAGCAGAACUCAUUCGACCCCAGAAACUGAAAUAUUUUGAAAGUAAUAAUGAUGCAGAGGAUGAGUCAGAUGAAGAUGAGGACUAUGUUCCAUCGGAAGACUGGAAAAAGGAGAUCAUGGUGGGUUCCAUGUAUCAGGCAGAAACUCCUGUUGGCCUGUCUAAAUACAAAGACAAUGAAAAAGUUUAUGAAAACGAUGACCAGAUGCUGUGGAACCCAGAGUGUCUUCCUGAAGGCGAAGUGGUGGAGUUCUUGACAGAGGCGUCGCGGCGGACAGGAGAGGAGAAGGGAGUGGACGCCAUCCCAGAGGGAAGCCACAUCAAAGACAACGAACAGGCGUUGUAUGAACUAGUGAAAUGUGACUUUGACACAGAGGAAGCUUUAAGAAGACUACGGUUUAAUGUAAAAGCAGCCAGAGAAGAGCUAUCUGUCUGGACUGAAGAGGAAUGUAGAAACUUUGAACAAGGAUUAAAAGCUUACGGCAAAGACUUUCAUUUAGUACAGGCCAACAAGGUGAGAACUAGGUCUGUAGGAGAAUGUGUGGCCUUUUAUUACAUGUGGAAGAAGUCUGAGCGUUAUGAUUUCUUUGCACAGCAAACCAGACUUGGAAAAAGGAAAUACAACCUUCACCCCGGUGUCACAGACUACAUGGACAGGUUACUGGACGAGACGGAGAGCGCCACGUCCAGCAGGGCGGCGUCGCCCCCCCCCACCACCUCCAGCAGCAGCGCCAGCCACUCGGAGAGGGAGGACAGCAGUAGCCAGAACGGUAUCGGCAGCCACAAUUCUGUCCACCCUGUAGACGGCGCUCAGCUCCUCCCGGUGAAUCAAGUCAAACCAGAGCCCGUUCAGUCCAACGGCCCCUCACACUCGGCAGCGGAGGCUCCCCCUCCUCCCAUUUCAGACAGCAACUCCAACGGCUGCAGCCAACCCAGCGCGCCCAGCCACGACCAAAACGGCUCCCUGGAGCCCCCGCUGGACCACCGAGACCCGGCAGCAGCAGCAGCAGCGCAGGAACGGCCGGCCAAGAGGUGCAGAACGGAGGCGGAGGCGCUGGGCCAGAGUGAGGUGGAGCCUUCCAGAACACAGGAGAACUGAAGGAGCGCUGUGACGUAGACUUACAGACGCUGAAAUGUGAGGUGGAGGCCGGCUUAGAGAAAAGACUCACAACACAGCCAACCAAACUGCAGUUGGUCCUCCGCCCCCCCACCCUCCAUGUACUGACCGCCUGCAGAGCUCAUCCCAAAGCACCACACAUCCACCAUGUCCUAGAAAAUACCAUCUCCCACCCAUCGUCACUUUUUUGGAGACAAAGAUUUGCCAAGAAUUUCCUUUUUUUCCCUAUUUGUACUCAAAGAAAAAUAAAUCACCUGUGAUAUUUUUUUACACAAGAGAUAUUUCUAUUUUUUAACAAAAGACAACUAUGAUAGGUAAAUGCUGUUCGAGCUAUUUGAUGAGACGGAGCACACCUUUUUAAACAGUUCUGUGCUUAAGUUGUAGGAAAAAGGAGAUGAGUAAGUAAGGCCGAGAGCGGUCUCUUUAGUUGCACUUUGAUUGUAUGUUCCUCGUCUUCAUCAAUGAAGAGCGGCGUUGAAACCCAGCAGAAUUACAUUUUCACUCCUCUUCUGAAGCCUCUGUCGCGGUGGGACUGAUAAAUAAGCCGAUGGGGGGGUUUGUUUGUGUAAAGCAGCUGACAUCAGUGAUGUCCUGUAUUAUAAGUCAUCCUGUUAGAAGAUCGCUGUAUUUUUGGAUUUUCAUAGUCAGUGCUUCGCUUUGUUUUUACUAGACAGAAUGUCCGUGAUUUUUUAUGUAAAGUUUGUAUAGAUUUCUUACCUUGAGCAGUUGGUACAUUUUUUAUAACUGUCUGUUCAUCUCCUUUGUUCCGGUCUCCCAUGAAGAGAAGUAUUUCGCUCUGAGAUGGAUGUAAUAAAAACAGGAGCCAUUCCUCUUUCCCUCUCUGUUUGGCAGCACUUCCCAUUCCUGUGUGAUUUGAAUUUGUGUUGCAUUUGUGUGCAUAAAAAAAGCCCCACAUUGAGGUUGAUUACGCUACUUACUCAAGUGCUUAUUUUGCGACAAUAUUUUCUCAGUAAGAGGCUUCAGAGCAGAGAAACACCGGUUGACCUGAGCUUGUUUUGGUACAGUAGCUGUUCAGAUUGAUGCUUCUGUGUUUUACUUUUUCUCCAGCUUACAUUCACAAAUUGAAAUACGUUUGUCUCCAACAAUGUUGAUCCAUGUCUUUUCUUUCCCUUUGUUGACAAUGAUGGGGUUUUUUUCUCUGUAAAUUAUGACAUUAAUAAAAAUGAAGUGUAUUUCAAGAGUGGCUAUGAAUGGAAUAACAUCGGCUAUAUUUAAUAAAUGUAUUAAUGAGU